Messenger RNA from Paecilomyces variotii, 1347 nucleotides. RefSeq names its product endoplasmic reticulum protein. The record is from RefSeq and is a predicted model, not a curated record. Gene Ontology annotation, cellular component: endoplasmic reticulum; membrane. The transcript is spliced from 4 exons. Gene Ontology annotation, biological process: membrane organization; endoplasmic reticulum tubular network organization. The coding region runs from base 337 to 1215 and encodes 292 amino acids. Lineage: Eukaryota; Fungi; Ascomycota; Eurotiomycetes; Eurotiales; Thermoascaceae.
GCCGGAGACGUCACUGCGGCUGAGGGCGGAGAGCAAAUGGCCGAUCGGGCCAAUCAGCGUGCAUGGUUGAAGCUCCCGACCGCCUACUCGUAAAGACUAUCGAGAACCACCUUCCCUUCCCUUUUCCUGCCGCACACGAGCACCACCAAAACUCCAGCCUCCCUCGACUUCUCUUCUUUCUUGUCUGUCUGGAUUCUGCUCCGAUUGUCGUUAGCUGUGACAUUGUUCCCUCCUCCUGUCCUCCGUCGUGUAGUCGCUUCUGCCUGGUUAUCUUUCCCAUCACCUUCCCGCUGCCUAAACCAGUCUACCUCACCUCACCUCAUCUCACUGGCGGCCAUGGCUCCUCCUCCUCCCGCGACGCUGCCUCUGCCUGAGAGGCUCAAGGCGCUGGCUCAGACGCUGCAGUUCGCGUGGUUCGUAGGCCACAUGACCCUGCUCCUCUCCGUGCUGCGCUACUUCCUCUCCUACAUCACCUUCAACUACUACUCCCGCUGGGCCAGGUUCUCCUACCGUACGGCCUUCCUUGCCGCUGCUCUGACCUACGGAAUCGUCGUGUACAAGCAGUAUAUCGCGCGUGGACGUCUGCAAGGCAGUGCCCCCAGCAUUGCGUUGAAGCUCGCGGGUGAUGAGAAUGUCCAGUAUCUCGCAAUGGCCCUUGUCUGGCUCUACUCCCGCCAGGUCCCUCUGGCGCUCCUGCCAUUCAGCGUGUAUUCGGUUUUCCACGUUGCGACCUACACCAGGACCUAUCUCAUCCCGACCCUGCAGCCCCAGACCCAGGCUGCCAACGGUGCUACCCCCGUCUCUCCCUCUUCCCCCAAGCCGCCGGCUGGCAAGCCGUCCCCGCUGGCCGACAACAUUGGCAAAUUCGUGAAGAAGUACUACGAUGCCAGCAUGGGUCUGGUGGCCGCCCUCGAGAUCGCUCUCCUCCUCCGUCUCGUCCUGUCCGCUCUCACUUUCUCCAAGGGCAGCUGGGUCCUCCUGCUCAUCUACAUCACCUUCUUCCGUGCUCGACACGCCCAGAGCAGCUUUGUUCAGAACGCCGUGUCGCACCUCACCGCGCGCAUCGACACUGCUCUCUCCCACCAGAGCACGCCCCCGCCUGUUCGCCAGGGAUGGGAGACCUUCAAGGGUAUUGUCCGUCAGGCCUAUGACGCCACGGAUGUGAAGCGCUACACUGGGGUGUACGGGGGCACUCCUGUCAAGAAGCCUCAGUAGAGCAGCAUCGAGCGGUUGGAAGUGAACUGGUGGCUGCAGUCAAUCAACUGGAGUCCUGAACGGGGGCCACAGCCAGCUUCACUUUCCAACCCACAGUUACGAAAACGGACGAAUCGCUUGCGCGAACAUCCC